AUGUCCGACAAACCGACCCCCUCGAAAGCCGACGAAUGGAAGGGUUCCAAAGCCAGCAAAUUCGACAAGUACGCCACCGCAACGAUCGCGUCGCAAAUCGAAUACUUUGAUCCAUGUCAAGAGGCGGCGGACAAGAGUAUAAAGUGUUUGAAGAGGAAUGGUGCAAGAAGCAAGGAGAGAAGCGAGAAGGAACAAGUCAUGGUUUGGUUGAGCAAUGCGGGCGAGAUUUGGGACGCGCAAAUGUACAACAUCUCCUCUCUUCAUGGGCACGGCGUUUGA
This is a messenger RNA of Alternaria conjuncta, 279 nucleotides long. It is a transcript of the gene COX23, whose product is annotated as Mitochondrial copper homeostasis protein. The transcript has 3 exons. The record is from RefSeq and is a predicted model, not a curated record. NCBI's taxonomy places the organism in Eukaryota, Fungi, Ascomycota, Dothideomycetes, Pleosporales, Pleosporaceae. Bases 1 to 279 code for a protein of 92 amino acids.